Molecule: messenger RNA, 615 nt
Organism: Meriones unguiculatus (Mongolian gerbil)
Lineage: Eukaryota; Metazoa; Chordata; Mammalia; Rodentia; Muridae
Product: splicing factor YJU2-like
Exons: 1
Biological process (GO): mRNA splicing, via spliceosome
Cellular component (GO): U2-type catalytic step 1 spliceosome
Source: RefSeq, a predicted model, not a curated record
AUUCAGCGUAUCCGCCUUAAGGAGGAGAGGUGGGUGCAGAAGGAGCGUGAGGAUGAAGAGCUCAACAACCCCAUGAAGGUGCUAGAAAACCGCACCAAGGACGCAAAGCUGGAGAUGGAGGUGCUGGAAAACCUGCAGGAGCUGAAGGACCUGAACCAGCGGCAGGCCCAUGUGGACUUCGAGGCCAUGCUGUUGCAGCACCGCCUGUCACAGGAGCAGCAGAGACAGCAUCAGCAGGAGGAGGAUGAGUGUGAGACUGCUGCCUUGCUGGAAGAGGCUAGCCACUGUAGGCUUUUAGAGGAUUCUGACUCAGAGGACGAGGCUCCACCUUCCCGACCAUUGGCAGCUGCAAGACUCAAACUCAAGGCCAUCCUCGACGAGGUUCCAAAGGCCAAAAGGAAGGCAGAAGGCCUAGGCAGCAGGGCACAGCUGGCUGCCAUGGUUGUGCCAAAGAAGGUGAAGAUGGAAGCCAACGGGGACUCAGAGCAAGUCCAGGUGCCAGCCGUGGGUGCCCCGGAGAGCAGGAAGGCAUCUGACCCCACACCACAGACACCUGGUGUCUCUUCCCUGAGCCAGCUGGGUGCAUAUGGAGACAGCGAGGACAGUGACAGCUGA